AUGCUGGAGCCGGUGGUGUCUGACUUCUGCUCUGUUUCUGGCUCUCACCUUCACUCCGACUUUGCGAAGCACUGCUCUGGCAGUGUCUACAUCUUCAUAAUGCUGACCAGGCAUCUGGAGACCAGGGAGGGAGUGGAGGCAGAAGAGCCAGGCCCCGGAGCCAGGCGCAGCUCCGAGGACACCACAGCCAGGGUCCCCUGCGAGGAGUACUGGGCAGAACAGAUGCUGGGUGUGCACAAGCCUUCCCGAGCUCUGCAAGAAGCCAGUGGCAGGAAAGCAUCAGCACCAGCCUCCAACAUCCAGCUUCAGGAGAUGAAGGCACCAGCCGGCCAGGAGGAGCCAGGACCUUCCCAAGAAGCAGCGUGCCUUCCGAACAUCCCUGCAGAGAAGGCGAGAAUACAGGAAAAACGACAUGCCAGCGGCAAGGUGGAGCAGACACUCAGCGAUGGCCGCAUGAUUGUCACCUUCCCCAAUGGCACCAGGAAGGAGACCAGUGCGGACAAGAAGACGACCACCAUCAAGUUUUAUAAUGGUGAUGUGAAGAAGAUCAAGCCUGAUCAGCGAGUGAUUUAUUACUUCUCGGAUGCUCAGACAAUAUACACGACCUACCCUGAUGGUGUGGAAACUGUACAGUUUCCUAAUAAGCAGACUGAAAAAUUCUACCCUGACGGCUCCAAAGAAACUGUUUUUCCAGAUGGGACAGUGACCAGGCUCAAGCCUGGCUGUGAGGAGACUGUGUUUCCUGAUGGGACAAUCAUACGCGUGAAAAGGAAUGGCGACAAAACCAUCGUGUUCAGCAAUGGACAGAAAGAAAUCCACACAGCCCAGUUCAAGAGGAGGGAAUUUCCUGAUGGUACCAGCAGGACCGUGUAUUGCAAUGGCUGCCAGGAGACCAAGUACAGUUCAGGGAGGAUCAAAGUCAAAGACCAGACUGGAAGGGUCAUCCUGGAUCAGAAGCAGAAAUAGAACA
Messenger RNA from Octodon degus (degu), 970 nucleotides. Its product is annotated as centromere protein J. The record is from RefSeq and is a predicted model, not a curated record. Gene Ontology annotation, biological process: centriole elongation; cilium assembly. The transcript has 8 exons. Gene Ontology annotation, cellular component: nucleus; centrosome; centriole. The coding region runs from base 1 to 966 and encodes 321 amino acids. Gene Ontology annotation, molecular function: tubulin binding. Lineage: Eukaryota; Metazoa; Chordata; Mammalia; Rodentia; Octodontidae.